GUUUAAUAUAGUGGCUGGCUGGCUUUUUCCUCUGAUCCUCAGAUAAGCUUUAUUAGGGUGCACAGUGUAUUAGUGGACACACUACAGCAGGUGUUUCAAAUUCAACACUGCCUCCUACUGUCUGCAAAGCAGCUGCCUAGGGUGAGCCUGGAUUAGGCCCUUCUUCAGAGAUAUAGAAGAAUGAUAUGCCAUAUCCCACAAAACUAAUUUACUCUGAUUUCAGCUACUAUUAUUUUGUUACUUGAAUUGUCUUUUCAAACUGAAAUCUGGUGAAGAAGGGAGGAAAAAUAAGUUGAAUGUUUUCUUAGAUCAUCAUCAUCAUCAUCAUCAAUAUUGUGAGAAAAUCUCAUGUAUCCCAGGGUGGCCUUGAACUUGCUACACAGCUGAGCUCCUGAUUUUCUUAUAUCUACCUUCUUAGUUCUAGAACUAUAAAUGUUUUUGCUACCAUGCUCUGAUUCUUUGAUCAGCUGUCCAUAUGAGCCUGAUAGAUUUGAAUGGGUAUUUUUGUUUAUUUGUUUUAGUUUGAAUUUUUUGUUUUCUGUUUGUUUUGUUUCAUAUCUGUGUGUGUGUUGUGUGUGUGUGUGUGGGGGUGUUAUAGGUAUGCAAAUGUAUGUGCAGUGGCCAGAGGGUGACCUCCAGAUAUCUUCUUUUAUUACUUUCUACUUAUCUCUUCAGUGAGGGUCUCUCACUAAACUACCGAACCUGGAGAUUUCUGUUUGGCUAUCCUGGCUAGCCAAUUGAGACUUAGGAUCCUCCUGUCUCCAUUUUCCCAGAGCUGGAAAUGCAGAUGUGGGCCACGUUCCCUGGCUUCUCACAUGGGCACUGGAGAUCCACAUUUGUGUCCUCAUGCUUGUGUGGCAAUACAUAAGUUCACAUGACAAUCAGCUGCAGCUUAGAACUUAAGUCUAGGGGCUGAGGUAAUUGUUUAAGUGGGCAAAGAUUUAAGCUCUCUAAAUUGCAACUGAUUGCCAUGUAAGCUUAUAUAUUCCUGUUCCUAUUCUCUCUAAAAAUCUCACGUACACCCAUCCCCUUGCAAUUUGGCCCAGUUCCUCAGGACAAAGGACUCCUAUCCUCGCCCAAUUCCCUGUCACUCCAUCUCCCUCUGUCUGAGAACUAAAUUAAUGAAGAGUAUUUGGUUAGUCAUGUUGGGCGAGCUGUUCCCAAAAUAGCUCCUUCCAUUUUGGUAGCUCCGACCCUGCAGCUGCCACGUCCCUUCCUUGUCUGGGAAGAAAACUUUCGCAUUAAGAGUUGCUGAUGCGGAUUUUCUUUCCUUUCCCCUCUCCGCCGCCUGUGGAUGAGCACUUGGCUCCUGACAGAAGUGAUUUGGCUCUCGGCUUUGUAGUUGAGAAGAAGUUGGGUCUAUAGAUUUUCCCCCCUCUAACUCUCUAUUGAUGUGUUCAGCCUUGGAGGGAAUAAAGCCUCCAUUUAAAGCAUGUUGGCGUCGCAAGGAGUCCUUCUGCAUUCUUAUGGAGUGCCCAUGAUUGUGCCUGCUGCCCCCUACUUCCCAGGACUGAUGCAGGGUAAUCAGGAAGCAGCGGCCGCCCCUGACACAAUGGCUCAGCCUUAUGCCUCAGCCCAGUUCGCUCCACCUCAAAAUGGCAUCCCUGCAGAAUACACGGCCCCUCAUCCCCAUCCUGCACCAGAGUAUACUGGCCAGACCACCGUCCCCGACCACACAUUAAACCUGUAUCCUCCUACACAGACGCACUCCGAGCAGAGCGCUGAUACAAGUGCGCAGACCGUCUCUGGCACCGCCACACAGACAGAUGAUGCAGCGCCGACUGAUGGCCAGCCCCAGACACAACCUUCUGAAAACACAGAAAACAAGUCCCAGCCUAAGCGACUGCAUGUGUCCAACAUCCCCUUCCGGUUCCGGGAUCCAGACCUCCGACAAAUGUUUGGUCAAUUUGGUAAAAUAUUAGAUGUUGAAAUUAUUUUUAAUGAGCGAGGCUCGAAGGGAUUUGGUUUCGUAACUUUCGAAAAUAGUGCGGAUGCGGACAGGGCGAGGGAGAAAUUGCACGGUACCGUGGUAGAGGGCCGUAAAAUCGAGGUUAAUAACGCAACAGCACGUGUAAUGACUAAUAAAAAGACUGUCAACCCUUACACCAACGGCUGGAAAUUAAAUCCAGUUGUGGGCGCCGUCUACAGCCCCGACUUCUAUGCAGGCACGGUGCUGUUGUGCCAGGCCAACCAGGAGGGAUCUUCCAUGUACAGUGGCCCCAGUUCACUUGUAUAUACUUCCGCAAUGCCUGGCUUCCCAUAUCCAGCCGCCACUGCUGCAGCUGCUUACCGAGGGGCCCACCUGCGAGGCCGUGGCCGCACCGUGUACAACACCUUCAGGGCUGCAGCGCCCCCACCCCCAAUCCCGGCCUAUGGCGGAGUAGUGUAUCAAGAGCCAGUGUAUGGCAAUAAAUUGCUACAGGGUGGUUAUGCUGCAUACCGCUACGCCCAGCCCACCCCUGCCACUGCCGCUGCCUACAGUGACAGUUACGGACGAGUUUAUGCUGCCGACCCCUACCACCACACACUUGCUCCAGCCCCCACCUACGGCGUUGGUGCCAUGAAUGCUUUUGCGCCCUUGACUGAUGCCAAGACUAGGAGCCAUGCUGAUGAUGUGGGUCUCGUUCUUUCUUCAUUGCAGGCUAGUAUAUACCGAGGGGGAUACAACCGUUUUGCUCCAUAUUAAAUGACAAAAUCAUUAACAAACAAAUAAAAAACAAACAAACAAACAAACAAAAUCAACCUUCCAAUGUGGGGAGAGAGAAAGCUUUCCGAGGCCUGAGUGUUGCAACACAUGCAGUAGGACAUCAUUUUAGCAACUCAAAGAAAACAACUAAAAAUAAAAAGAGGAAAAAAAUAACAUUUUUUAUCUUAUACCUCAGAUAUUUUGUUCUGUGUAUUUUAAUAUUGUGGGUCUUUGGUUUUGGAGGUUCUCGUAGUUCAGUUGCUGGCUGUAGGAGUAUUUGUGGUUGAUCUAGAGAGACGCUAGAUAUGAAUAAAAACCGAUUUAGGGCCAUAUCCAGAGUGCUAUAUUAUGUAAAUGAAUUAUAUGCUGAACAUGAAGCUACUGGGGUUAAGGUGUUUGGGAAGAGUCUAAGUGACAAGUCAUUCUUUCUGCAUCUAUAUUAUUUUAUUCUGUGAAAAGGGAGGCUGGGAGGGGCUUAGGGGUUUGGGACUGGGGUUUGGCUGAAAGAAAAAAAGAAUAUAUAAAUAUAUAUAUAUAUAGUAACUGAUGAAUCUAAAUGACCCACUGCACCACCAAUCCUAAAUCUAUGGUUCUAAGUUACUCCUGGCAAAGUCAAGCCAAAGGCUCUGUUAAGAAACCGCUUCUUGUGGCGCUGAGACUGGAGUUGAAGGAGGUUGUAGAAGUCCCCCUCUUAUCAUUCCAUCUGCAGUACUCAGCUUCCUACCUACCCACUAGUUAUUUAAGCAAAGACUACUAGUUAGGCCAUCAAUAAGCAUUCUUUUUAUAUUUCUUCCAGUAUGAGAAAUUAUUGAUAUCACUGCUGACUUUUAUAUUAUGGGAGGGAAAAAUUAACAUUAAUAAAAAGGUGAUAAAAAAGCACUGUUUCUAUUUUUUUCUUUUUUUCCAAAAAAAAGAAAGUACUAAAAACUUAACUUCUUUGUACCAGUUAAAAUCUGUAUAAAAUUUACAUCUGUGCAGUGGAGUUAUGUUCUAGAAACAGUCUCUGAGGCUUUAGUUUUAGCUUAGUAGAUUAACUGUUAGAGACAGACGUAUAAUUUUUAUGGAAUUACAUGAUAAUCAUAUCUGGAUUUAUAGUUGCAUUUUACAAGUAUCGCAAUCAUUGAAUAGAGAUAAUCACGGUAUUUUCAUCAGCUUGAUACUUUUUGAAAACAUGGCUGCGCUGUGAGCAACUUGCAAUUUUUCAGUCUGUGAGAGCCUGCCCUCCCUCUCCCCGGUGCCCCAGGGUUAUCUUAAACUGGUAUCUUUACUUCUGUCUCCGAGGCCCAAGAGGAUUGUCAGAAGGAAAGAAAAACAAGACAAAACAAAACUAUAAGCUCCCCCACCCCCAGAGAGUAGUGUGGGCCCCCGUUCUUUCUUGGAUGCCGGGCCAGCGCAACACAGCCGAAAAAUUGCAGCUUGUGAUUUUCUUCUGUUGGAAUCCCCCCAUGUUGUCCUGUUUACAAGUUAACCUAAGUUGGGGUAUCUGUCAUGGGUCUUCCUGUUUUUGUAUUUCAAUUAUAAAAUAUCAGCAAGCCGUCCCCCUGAGUAGUGUUUCUGCCUGUGUCGCAGUGCAGGCCCCGUGGCACGCACUUUAGUAAGUUAUCAAUUCACGCUGUGAACCUGCCAAUCCGCUGUAACAACUGCUUUAAGAUCAAAACCAAACAAAACUUUAAAAAGAAAAAAAAAAUGUGUUUGUGAUCCAGCUUUUCCUAGUCAUCCUACGUGCAUGCCCGUAAGAUCGGUUGGCUAUUAAACCAUCAAUAAAGUUUCAUGAGAUUUGAAAACAAAGUUUCUGUAGCUUCGAUAUCUAAGACAGAUGAUCACGGUUUGGGAGAGAAAGGAAAGGAAGGGGCGAGGAGGGGAAGGGAGAGAAACUGAAUGCUGAGAAGAGAAAAACCUAGAAACUAGUCUUUUUGUCCUCCCUUUUGAGUGGGGAGGCGGGGCCUGAGGGGAGACUGAUUGGCAGCAUCCCCGGAAAAUUCUCAUUCCCACACCUGCUACAGUGGGAUGACCAUGUGUGCACCUGGUUGAUGUUAUCCAGGCAACAACUGAUUGCGAUGCUGUAGCAUUCGACCCCAGAUGAGAUAAAGAGAGUGUCAGAGAAGGGUCGGCACAUAGCUCCCUCCCAGUAACCGCUUUCCAAGCCCAGAACCUGCAUUGUGUAUGAAAUCACAAACAUGGAAUUCUUACUGUGCUGACUAAAGUAAAACUCAUUUGCAGUUUUGAUUUUCAUCAAUGAAAUGUACUUUCCCCACGACUGUAUGUAGUUUUAAUAAAAUCAUUUAGAGCAAGUGGGUGCCAACCGAUGUCGCAGAACCUUUUGUCCAGGCACUCCACCGAGCUGCCGAUAAGUCGUUUUAAAAUGUCAUGUCAGAGGUGUAAACAAACAUUUUGGAUUUUUUAAAAAACAGUAUUUAUUUGGAAUGUUUUCAUUUAUCUAAAUAACUAUUGCUAUUAUGAAUUAUGGAAAAAAGAUUAAUGUGGCAUAUAGUGACUUCUUAACACACAUCACUCAAUCUGCAAACCCAGAAAUGUGUAUAUCUGUCUUUAGAAAUUAGUGUUUAUAUCACUUACAGUGGUUUGUGAAUAAAGAAAACUGGUUUGUAAUAUCAAAAAAUAAAAGCUUAGUCUGAAAAGGUA
Messenger RNA from Peromyscus leucopus (white-footed mouse), 5326 nucleotides. It is a transcript of the gene Rbfox1, whose product is annotated as RNA binding fox-1 homolog 1. Gene Ontology annotation, molecular function: mRNA binding. The coding region runs from base 1433 to 2686 and encodes 417 amino acids. The transcript is spliced from 13 exons. Gene Ontology annotation, biological process: regulation of alternative mRNA splicing, via spliceosome; nervous system development. Gene Ontology annotation, cellular component: cytoplasm; nucleus. Lineage: Eukaryota; Metazoa; Chordata; Mammalia; Rodentia; Cricetidae. The record is from RefSeq and is a predicted model, not a curated record.